CAACUCACCAUCAGACCAAUACCCCCUGUAAAAGGAUGGCUGUGAGUCUCUUAUGGAUGGGGUUGGCCCUGCUUGGAGUGCUGCAGAGCCAGGCCCAGCCUGAGCCCAAGAUCCCUGCCCCAGACCUGUCCAGAGUCCCUCUGCAGGAUAACUUCCAACUAGACCGGUUUCAAGGGAAAUGGUUUGUCGUUGGCGUGGCAGGGAAUGCCUUCACAAGGGAAGACCAGGGACAAUUUAAGAUGUAUUCCACAGCCUUUGACUUACAGAAAGACGAUACCUACAGGGUCACCUUCAAAGUACUCAGGGAUGAUGAAUGUGAAAGAUUUGUGAGAACUUAUGUUCAGAAGGGUCAACGGGGCCAUUUCGCCUUGGGCAACCUCAAAAGUUAUGGUCUGCAGGAUUAUAUUAUCAGAGUGGUAAGAACCAAUUAUAACGAGUACGCCAUCAUGUACUUUAAGAAGACUUUGAAUAACGUUGACUACUUCAAGAUCGUUCUGUAUGGGAGAAGAGAUGAUCUGAGACCUGAACUGAAGAAAGACUUCACUAACUUUGUCAAGACAUUGCGACUCACUGAUGAAAACAUCGUCUUCCCAGUAAAAAUCAAUACUUGCAUUUAUGAUGCCUGAGUAUGGUGUUCAAGUCCUCAAAAGGCCUCACUUUGCCAGUCUUGUUUCCUGGGUCUUCUACUAUUUUACUCAUCUCUUGACAACCAACUGGAGACACCUGAUCAGCGCUACCGACUCUCUUUAUAAGCACAAUCCCCUUUCCCUCUUCUUGUAGCCUCUGCCUGACUCCACAACAUGGGACUCCUCUCACCUGUUCCCCCUUUCAACUGAUAGCAAUGGAAGAAUAAAAAAGUGUAUCAAGGA
Gracilinanus agilis (Agile Gracile Mouse Opossum) is the source of this 869-nucleotide messenger RNA. Its product is annotated as neutrophil gelatinase-associated lipocalin-like. The coding region runs from base 36 to 626 and encodes 196 amino acids. Gene Ontology annotation, molecular function: small molecule binding. Lineage: Eukaryota; Metazoa; Chordata; Mammalia; Didelphimorphia; Didelphidae. The record is from RefSeq and is a predicted model, not a curated record. The transcript has 7 exons.